GAAGAAUAUAUACGAAUCAAGCCGGACAUUUAUGAAACGUCAGACUUAAAAUUAAAUUAGGAUUUUACAGCAUUUUGCGAAUGAAAAUGCUAUGUAUCUGCAAUAUGACAUUAGUAUGUUUUAAUGCUGCCUGAAAGUAAGGCAUAUAUAAACAACAUGACAGAAGGAGGUGAAUCACAACCCACUCCUGGAAAUGAGGUACAGCCUGAAGCCUCAGAAGCCAGGGCUGUACAUGGCGAAGGAUUACAUGAAGCAGCAGCAGAAUUAUCUUCUCAAAGUGUACCUGAAUCAAAUCAAGAUUUACUUACUGUUCAUGGAGCAACACAAGGAGAAAGUAGUGAUGCUGUUAGCAUUCAUACUGCCAGCACUUCAGUUUCUGGCAAUGAAUCAAAUUCCAGUAGAGUUAGUGCAAUAACUGUUGUGUUACCUUGGGGUGCUCAGAAAGAAACAGUGAAACCACAACAAAUAGGAGAUAUGGAUUUAAGACCUGGAGAGUUUGUGAUGCGUACUUUAUUUGCAGAAUUUACCACUCAAGCAGAAAAAAAGAUGGAAGCAGUGAUGACAGAACAUGAAAAGCCACUUUCAAAAGUUUUACAAAGAGGAGAAGAUCCACAAUUUGAUCAAUUAUUAUCUGCAUUUGGUUCAGUUGCGGAACAUUGUUUGCCUUCUAUUUUGCAAGCACUUUUUAAUUGGUAUGAACGUCAAUUAGUUGAUCAAGGAAGUGAUCAAAAGAAACCUACUCCUGGCAAAGAAGAUCAAAAAGGAAAAAGCAUUAUGUAUACAAUAGUAUCAGGAAGUGUAGAAACAGUUGAAAGAAGUGAAGCAGAUUUACUUCAAGAGCGAAGGGAUCUUGCAGUAGAAUUUAUAUUUUGCUUAAUGUUAAUUGAAGUUUUACGUCAAUUACCAUUUCAUCCAGGGCAUGAAGAUUUAGUAACUUAUAUAGAAAACAUAGCUUUCAAACAUUUCAAAUAUAGAGAAGGUAUUCAGAAUGAGCCAAAUGCAGCAAAUAUUCAUAUCAUUGCUGAUCUUUAUGCAGAAGUAAUAGGAGUUCUUGCACAGUCGCGGUUUAUGUCAGUUAGAAAACGUUUCAUGGUUGAAUUGAAAGAAUUACGUGCUAAAGAACCAGGACCUCACACUACACAAAGUAUUAUUUCACUAUUAAUGGGAAUGAAAUUUUUUAGAGUCAAGAUGGUACCAAUAGAAGAAUUUGAAGCUUCAUUUCAGUUUAUGCAAGAAUGUGCACAAUAUUUUUUAGAAGUAAAAGAUAAAGAUGUCAAACAUGCUCUAGCUGGACUUUUUGUUGAGAUACUUGUUCCUGUUGCUGCUGCUGUAAAAAACGAAGUUAAUGUACCUUGCCUAAAAAAUUUUGUAGAAAUGUUAUAUUCUACAACAUUAGAUAUGUGUACAAAAUCAAAACAUAGAUUAGCACUUUUUCCUCUUGUAACUUGUUUAUUAUGUGUCAGUCAGAAAACAUUUUUCUUACAAAAUUGGCACUACUUUUUAGCAAUGUGUCUCUCACACUUAAAGAAUCGAGAUCCUAAGAUGUGUCGUGUUGCCUUAGAGGCGUUAUAUCGUUUACUUUGGGUAUAUAUGAUACGUAUUAAAUGUGAAAGUAAUUCAGCUACUCAAAGUAGAUUACAAAGUAUAGUAAAUUCUUUGUUCCCAAAAGGAUCAAAGGCAGUAGUACCACGUGACACUCCACUGAAUAUUUUCGUAAAAAUUAUUCAAUUUAUUGCACAGGAGAGAUUGGAUUUUGCAAUGCGAGAAAUAGUGUUUGAUUUGUUAUCUGUGGGUAGACCAGUAAAAAUAAUUUUAACUCCUGAACGUAUGAGUAUUGGACUUCGAGCUUUUUUAGUAGUAGCUGAUAGUUUACAACAGAAAGAAGGAGAACCACCUAUGCCACGUACAAUGGGCGUAUUACCAAGUGGUAAUACUAUGCGUGUUAAAAAGACAUUUCUCAACAAGAUGUUAACCGAGGAUACUGCAAGAAGCAUAGGAAUGUCAUCAUAUUUCCCACAUGUUCGACGAGUAUUUGUUGAUAUAUUACGUGCUUUAGAUGUUCACUAUGGUAGACCUCUUAUGAUGACAAGUACUCAAAAUAUGAAUAAGGAACCAGAUGAGAUGAUUACUGGAGAACGAAAACCUAGAAUAGAUCUUUUUCGAACUUGCGUUGCAGCAGUUCCUCGGUUAAUACCCGAUGGAAUGACUGGUGCCGAAUUAGUGGAUUUACUAUCUCGUUUAACGGUUCAUAUGGAUGAAGAACUUCGUGGAUUGGCAUAUCAAAGUCUACAAACCUUAGUAUUAGACUUCCCCGAUUGGAGACAAGAUGUUGUUCUUGGCUUUACACAAUUUCUUGCUAGGGAUGUUCAAGAUACUUUUCCACAACUUGUUGAUAAUGGUUUGAGGAUGCUUUUACAACUUCUUACAAGUUGGAAAAAUGCACUAACAAGCCCUAGUAUAAGAUCUAAGGAACAAUCAGUAGAUAAUGCAAGAAUAAAUACACGCGUAGAUAAUAGUAUUAAAAAGAGUGAAUCAGGACAAAAGAUAGAACCUGUUUCAAGCGUUUUUCAUCUAGUAGAAGGGUUUGCAUUGGUUAUGCUUUGCAAUUGUCGACUUUAUCCUAGAAGAAUUGCUGUUCAUAUAUUACGUGAAGUCAAACAUUUAUUAAAAACAUUAGGAGGAUUAGAAGAUGAUCAACCUGUAAUCGAUGUAAUAGACGCUUGUUGUCCAACAGUUUUAGAAAAAUGUUAUCAUAUGUUGCCACCUGCUGAAAAAGCAGCAGCAACUUCUACUUCUAAUGUUGAUUUGCAAUGGAUAGCUGAAAGAAGUAGUUGUGUAUGGACAGCAGGUCUUCAUGAUGAUACUAGCACAAAAAGUUCUUCUUCUUUAAAUCUGAAUGGAGCAGAUCCAUGGGGAAGUUGUUUGUUUGCAUUCUUAGAAAAAGAUAGAGUACUAACAUUGUGUCCUACUGCUGUUGCACACUCGUGGCCUAUCGUUUUUACUCGAAUAAACUCGCUCUUUUCAGUAAUUGAUCCUACACCUGUGAAUGACAAUAGAGCUUCUCUUCUAAGAAGUUCAACUGCAGUCCGAAAGCCUGUGAAUGAAAGAGAUAUGUAUAUGCAUGUGUGGAAGAAUUAUCUAACUUUUGGAUACAGAGUUGUUCCACCAGUGCCAAGCCCAGUUGUACGGUGUGCUAGUCCAGAUCUCAGUUUAAGUGGUCAGCAUACGGUGGAGUUUGGUGUGUUGUGCAUGAGUAAGGAGUUGAGUCAGAGCCUGGAGAAUCUCGGUGGGGCACAGACCCUGCCGGGUCGCUUCUCCGUUCCGUCCAUUUCCGGCAUCUACACCAGGCAUAAGCGGACCAGCUCAUCGCCGGAUAGUUUAUCUGCUGAACGAGGUGAUAACAAAUCACCCGGUACAAAUGCAAGUCCUGCGGCUCUGUAUAAACUAACAGUACCUCUAUUGAGAUGCGAAGUAGUGGAUGUUAGAGAUGCUGCUGUGCAAGCAAUUGGAAAAGUAAAUGCUGAUGCAUUAAAAGAUUUAAUGGAAGAAUUAGUUCCUUAUAUUCGUGAGGCAGUUGAUCGCAAACAAGAAAAUAUGAGACGUAGAAGGCGAAGAGAUGCAUUACGGUUGCAAUUAGUGAGAGUAUUGGAAUUAAUUGCUGAAUAUGGAACGUUUGGUAUUUGCCCUGCAGUAUUAGACCGAGAAACGCAAUCGCUUCAUCCAACAUUCGUCGAGUACAUUGAUGGUGCUCGUUUGUAUCUAGAAAAUGAAACUGAUAAAGAAGCCCCUGCAGUUCGUGACAUUAAACUGCAUUUUUGUAAUUUCAUCAGAAAAAUGAUCAAGAGCUUUACUCUGGAGACAUGUCAUACAUUAUUAAAAAGAGACUUGAGACGAAACUUGUUUAUGCUAUUUGCUAGUUGGUCAGGCCCUUAUGGACGACCGCUUGCAAGUACAUCUUCACUUCAUGAAGAAGAAAAAUCUUGCACAGAAUUACAGCUUUCAGCACUGCAAGCUAUGAGCGGUCUAUUGUGUUGCGGUCCUUGUUUCAAUCCUCAGUCGCUUUCGGAAGAAGGUGCAAUACUUUAUCAGUGGUUAGAUUUACUUCUAGCGAGCAAGGAUGAUAAAAUUUAUGCUCUUGCUCGAGAAACGGUAGUUUUAUUGUUAGAAUGUAAUCCUGAUAUUGGAACCCUUCUCGAUUGGGUAGUCGACCGAUGCUACACUGGUGCUCCACAAGUAGCUGAUGGUUGCUUCCUUGCCUUAGCAACAAUUUUUAGUGCAAGAGAAUAUCCUUGUGAUCAUUACACAAGCAUCAUCAACGUUACCUUAAUGAGUACGGGUUGUCCUCGUGCCCCUGUUCAUGAUGCAGCUCUGCAACUACUUCAAUUAUUGGAUCAACGAUUUUUCGGAAACGUGGGUCCUCUUCCAGCUACAGAACCAGAGACCAGUCAAGAUGAUCCCGUUGGCGGUUCAUCGACUACAGCUACUUCUGCACCAGGACAACAAAGUAAUCCUAUCGGUGGGAUAUCCUCAAGUGGUACAAUUAGGGGUGGCACCCUCGAUGUGCUUCUAUCAACCACAUAUUGUCGCAAUCAAAUGUAUCUUUCUCGUCAACUCGCUCAACUCCAUCCAGAACUAACAAUGCCCAUGUUCAGUGAAAUUACACACAGAUUUCAAACAGCUAGAAGAGAAGUUCGACAAUUAUUACUUCAAUAUUUGUUACCCUGGUUGCACAAUAUGGAAUUGGUGGACCCAAAUGUUCCACCACCAUCCAAUCCCCUGAGUUAUUAUCAGUACUAUGCAACUGAUAUGUCACGCGGCGGAGCACGGAGAGAGGGCUGGGGUAGUGCCGAAGCAACAGAAAUGGUGUUGAACAAUUUAUUUUAUAUAACUGCCAAGUUUUCCGAUGAGCAUCCUAAAGAGACGGAAGAACUUUGGGCAACUUUGUGUAGCUGUUGGCCUAAUAAUUUAAAAGUAAUCAUUCGUUAUCUAAUUAUUGUCUCAGGAAUGGCUCCACAAGAACUCCUUCCAUAUGCAAAACGUGUUGUCUUGUAUUUAGCCAGAGCCCGACCAGAUCGUUUGGUAGACGAAAUGAUGACUGAAUUACAAACUGUAGAGACAUUAAAUUGUUUAAUUGAAAGAACUGAAACUCCACCUUUCUAUAGAUUAACUAGUAUGAGAAAAGCUUCUUCUCAUAGUGAUGCACCAGUUGCUGAUCCUGGGAAUCCCCCACGCGACUUAGGGGUUGAAAAAGGUACUAUUCAUACCAAAAGGCACUCUGGCGAAGAUCCAGUUAAAACCGGUUCUAAAUCUGAUACCGCAUUACGAGCACUCGCUGGAUUUCAAACCCCAAGGACGGAAAAAACAAGGACUGCGAGCGGUCCGCCAGUUCUUCCGGACGAUUUGUCCACUCCUACGACAGAAGCCGAGUUGACUACAGACGAAUCUUGUUACGGCACACGGAACGGACCUGCAGGAGUAAAUGGAAAAAUUUCAUGCGGUGGAGAAAAGUUCGAUAUUCCUCAGCCACAUCCCUUACCGAUGCCUGAAUACGGUGGUUACUUUGCCCCUUUGACGGAGUAUCUACCGGACAGUUCACAACCAAUAAGUGGAUUCCAUAGAUGUAAUAUUGCCGUGAUGCUGCUUACUGACGUUGUCGUUGAUGGCAUACAAUUAGACUGGGCUAUUCAUGUUCCUUUAAUGUUACAUAUAGUUUUCCUUGGUUUGGAUCAUUCAAGACCUCUUGUAAGGGAUCAUUGUCGUUGUCUUUUGCUAAAUCUGUUGGUCGUCCUCGGAGAUCAUCGAGAUCAUCUUGGCGUAGCCCGGGUACUAUUAGCAUCAAAAACUGAACAGUUGGGCUUAGGUCUCUCCACUCCAGCUUUGCCAGUACUCGAACACAACUUUACUGAGGUUGAUCCAGAAUUUGAUAGCUAUCUGUAUGGUCCACCUACAGCACCACCACCUACUACACCUCCUCCAUCAUCUUCACCACCGCCGCCUUCUUCUUCUCCUCCUCCUCCACCGCCACCUCCUCCACCACCACCUCCACCACCACCGCCUCCAGAAUCCUCAAUGUGCAAUUCAGCACCCCCGCCACCGCCCCCUCCACCUCCUCCACCACCAUUUCCACCUUCUAAUAAUGGAACACCUAUUCAUUCACCUAUUCCGAAUUCUACAUCUACUCCACCGCUGUCAAUGAAUCACGCGAAUCAAUCAGUCAUGGACAACUGUAAAGAUUAUUCAAAUUCUCAUACAUAUGAGUCAUCAGUAUGCAAUAAUUGGCCCCCAACAUCAGGUUCAACGAACGCCGUACCACCUGUAAUUGUUACACCCGAAGAUGCAAAUAAUUGGGUUGGUCCACAGCCAGGUCCAAACAUGCCUAUCCAGGAUGUAAUCAAAUCUUUGAUCAAUUUUCUGGCAUCUAGAAUAAAUCAACCUUUGUGGAACUAUGAAGAUAUGACUGCCAAGGUAUGGUGGGUCCGCAGUGCUGAACAAUUAACAGUAUUAUUGCGACAUGUAUUACGAGUCUUUAGAGACUCCCUACCCCACGCACUGGUUAGUCAACGAUGGGCGCAAACUGCGUUACAAUUAGGCCUGUCCUGCUCAUCUAGACACUAUGCAGGAAGAUCUCUUCAAGUAUUCAGAGCAUUACGAGUUCCUAUUACAUCUCGUAUGUUAUCUGAUAUUUUAUCUAGAUUAGUAGAAACGGUCGCCGAACAAGGAGAGGAUAUGCAGGGCUAUGUGACAGAAUUGUUACUAACACUUGAAGCAGCUGUUGACUCUCUAGAAUCCGAUUUUCGACCUUUAGAUUUUAUGAAAGAAAUAUUUAAAUCUACUCCAAAUCUGAAUAACAAAGACCCAGCCUCAGGUGGCUUGAUUGGUGGUAAACGAAGUCCAGGGGGAGGUAAUGGAUAUCCAGCUGGUCCACACAUAUUCUCCCAUUUAAAUCAAGGUGGCCAUACAAGAAGUACCAGUUACUCAGUCAGUUAUUGUAUGAAAAAGUCAAGUGGUGGUAAUUCAGCAGCAAGUGAAAUAAAAGAAUUAGAUAACAGAUGUAAUAAGUAUCCCAAUUCUAAUCUUUCACGAUCGAGAUCAGCCCAGUCUUUAAAGUUAUUAGGUGAUUCGGCAACGCAAGAUGAUAAAAUGACUAUAUUGGCACAAUUGUUUUGGUUAUCGGUGUCUCUGCUCGAAUCAGACUAUGAACAUGAAUUUCUUUUGGCAUUGCGAUUGCUUAGUCGUGUACUUCAUAGAUUGCCAUUAGAUCGACCUGAUGCUAGAGAUAAAGUUGAAAAAUUACAACAACAAUUAAAAUGGAACUCAUUCCCUGGUGUACAUGCACUACUACUGAAAGGAUGUACUAGCCCAAAUACAUAUGAACCUGUCGUAACAUUACUAUCGCAAUUCACUCCAUUACUGGAUUUGCCAGUUGUUGAUCCUACUCAAAGUUUGGCGUUUCCAAUGAACGUCGUAUCGUUACUCCCCUAUAUGCUUUUAAAUUAUGAAGACGCUAAUGAAUUGUGUAUCAGAAGUGCAGAAAACAUUGCACAAGUCAGUGCCGAAAAAGGGAAGAAAUUGGAAAAUUUAGGUACUGUCAUGACAUUAUAUAGCCGACGUACUUUUAGUAAAGAAAGUUUCCAAUGGACAAAAUGCGUCGUCAAAUACCUAUAUGACACAUAUGCUCAUCUCAGUUUCAACAUGCUUGCCUUUUUGGUAGAAGUUCUGGAAAAAGGUCCAGGAAGUGUCGCGUUGCCUGUGCUUAGUAUUAUACAUUGCAUGUUACAUUAUGUCGAUCUAGCUUCGCAAGCUGCGCAACCAAUCAACACUGAACUUCUCAGAGUGAUUUCAAAAUAUGUUGAGGGUCCUCAUUGGAAAGAAGCACUUAAAAUAUUAAAACUGGUAGUCACAAGAUCAUCAACUUUAGUAGCACCACCUACGUCAGUUCACGGAUCGAGUUGGGAAUCCUCGAUAGCAUCUCCACAUCCGAGCUUCACCGAUACUGAGAUAUUUACCAAAAAGGAAUUACCUGGAAGGACAAUGGAUUUCACGUUCGAUUUGUCUCAAACACCGGUAAUUGGUAGACGAUGGUUAAUACGCCAGGGGGUUGAAGAAAAAUCUCUGAGUUCUCCUCGGUGUUCAUUAUCUCUUUCUCCAGCUGACAGUAAUGCAGUUUCCGGUUGGAAAAGACCAUGGAUGUCACAGGGUCGCGUUAGAGAAUGCUUGGUAAAUCUCCUAACAACUUGCGGCCAACGUGUUGGAUUACCAAAGAGUCCAUCUGUGAUAUUCAGUCAAAGUUCAGAUUUAAUGGAAAGGCAAUCGUCCAUGGCUUCCUCGACGGAAGAAGUUUCUGGAGCAAAUAACGAUUUAAGUGGAGGUUCUAGAAGAGAUGAUGAACAAUUUGGUGUAUUUAAAGACUUUGAUUUCCUUGAAUAUGAAAGUGAAAGCGUGGAGGGUGAAAGUACCGAUAAUUUCAAUUGGGGAGUAAGACGCCGUCCUCUCAGUGAAGGAGAGGAAAGAGAACCAAGUUUAAGACAAUUUGAAGAAAGUUUAAGUGAAAAGACCCAAUCAUCUAGUAAACAUACUAGCCGGCGCGGUGUUGCCGAGGAGUCAUCAGAUGAUGAAGCUGGCUCAGAAUCACCCCUAGAUGAAGUACCUGGAGGAUCUGGAACAGGACAGGAAGCAAAUAAUAUUCCUGGAAUGUUUCCACCAUCCUCCCUGUCUUUAAUACCUAGUCGCACACGUCACGAUUCUUCGACAAGUGGAUCUAGUGCAGGAGAUUUAGGAGAUGUAACACCUUGUAAUGCAUCGCCAAAUCUAUCAGCGUUAAUGCCAUUUAGACAAGUCGUAAGAGAUGAUGCGGAAGAAAUUUGGCGACAACAAAUACAAAAUCUUAUCACACAAUCUCUGUAUAAUACCUUAGACUUUUUCCAAUUAUUAAGCAGGAUUCUAAGGGACGUAAGCAGUAAAUCAGUUACUCUUACACGAGAAGCUAGUGCCUUAUUGUGUAAUGGCAGUCCUGCCUCCACUCAAUUAGGCUAUCAUUUAUCUAGUCACGCGGAACUACUUAGUUCAAAAGCUGAACCACCUUUAAUUUGGUUCUCGAUUGCUACUUUUGCAAAUCAAAGAUUAAACGAAUCUUUGCGAUUUGGAAUGUUAGAAAUUCAAGAACAUCUUGAAACAUUUCUCGAUAAGAAAGAUCAUGCUACAGAAUGUUUGGAAGCAGUCAAAGCAGCGACAAAACUCCAAGUAUUAGGUGGUGGUCACACAACAGAAGCAGGUCUUGAAGAGAUACUCUUAGAUUUAGGAAGAGCACUCUAUAAACUUCAUCUCCAAUUGUUAUUAUUGAUCGAAGCAUCAAACAAAAUGCUAGGUACUCUCAUGAAUGCUGCACGAAACGUACAAAUUCCGCUUCAAGAUUUAUCUGUAGAAAUUGCGAAUUUGAAAAUUGCGCUAAGUAGGGCACUCGAAGAGAGUACAGAGAGUGAAAGGGGAACUCCAACCCCAACACCUAGUCCUAGUCCUUUACCCGGCACUGGUGCCGUGGAAGAAGUUAUCAUAGAACUACUUACAAAUGCACGUUGGUGUCCUGCUCUUGAAGCUGUAAGACUCCAUAGAGCUCAAUGGCCAGGAGAUCCUUUUCAUGAUGAUGAUGACGUAACAACUGCUGUUAAUAUGUAUUGCAAAUACUUAGGAAAAGAUAAUGAUAUUUUUGUGAUUACACGAAAGGACGAUGAAAUGUCAGAAAUAUUUAGUAGACUGAUGGAAAGCUUAUUUCAAGUUUUAGCAGCUGUUACAGGCUUAGAAGCAUCAACAAAGGCAGCGCGGUCUCAACAUGAUCAUCCUAAUAACGCAAAAAAUGACUGUUAACUUAAUAUAAAUUUUAAUGUAAUAUCGUAUUAUAGAUAAAUAUUUGUCUAAAUUCAAGUCUUCGUAUAAUUUAAUUGUACCGUGCGUUUUAUUC
Molecule: messenger RNA, 9955 nt
Organism: Eufriesea mexicana
Lineage: Eukaryota; Metazoa; Arthropoda; Insecta; Hymenoptera; Apidae
Gene: fry
Product: microtubule binding protein furry
Exons: 45
Coding region: 124-9861 (3245 amino acids)
Biological process (GO): neuron projection development; cell morphogenesis
Cellular component (GO): cell cortex; site of polarized growth
Source: RefSeq, a predicted model, not a curated record